Molecule: messenger RNA, 516 nt
Organism: Lottia gigantea (owl limpet)
Lineage: Eukaryota; Metazoa; Mollusca; Gastropoda; Lottiidae
Exons: 1
Coding region: 1-516 (171 amino acids)
Biological process (GO): tail-anchored membrane protein insertion into ER membrane
Source: RefSeq, a predicted model, not a curated record
AUGUUUUUGGUAAUUUUUGUGUUUUUGUUAGUUGUGUUUUUUAAGAUUCUUCCGUCUUAUUCCAACUGGCUGUCAAACAAAAUAAGUCGAGAAAUCUUUAAACUCACUGAUGAGGAAUUGAAUUUACGAGCCCAGGCCAAGGAUUUGAAAACUGAACAAGAAUCAGUCAGCAUGGCAGACGAAUUCGCUAAAUAUAUGAAGCUUCAAAGGAGGAUCGAUAAAAAUUUAGCUGAAAUAAAAGCGUUAGGGAACCCAAGACAGCAGAAUAUAAAUUACGUUAAACUUGGGGUGAAGAUUGGGAUAAACGUGUUACACGCGAUAACGAUGUUAUCCAUAGUGAUAUAUUACAGAGCGGAACCUUUAGUUAACUUCCCAUCAGACUGGUUUAUACCUUUUAGUAGACUGGUUGCCAUGCCUACAGGAAUAUCAGGAGGCGUUGGAAUCGGGUGUUGGGUGCUAAUUUGUAACACUGCUCUACAUAGAGUGAAGCAGAUGUCGUAUUUGUUAGAGGGAUGA